Messenger RNA from Anopheles marshallii, 2073 nucleotides. It is a transcript of the gene Cpsf73, whose product is annotated as cleavage and polyadenylation specificity factor 73. The coding region runs from base 1 to 2073 and encodes 690 amino acids. Lineage: Eukaryota; Metazoa; Arthropoda; Insecta; Diptera; Culicidae. Gene Ontology annotation, cellular component: mRNA cleavage and polyadenylation specificity factor complex. The transcript has a single exon. Gene Ontology annotation, biological process: mRNA 3'-end processing by stem-loop binding and cleavage. The record is from RefSeq and is a predicted model, not a curated record. Gene Ontology annotation, molecular function: RNA endonuclease activity; 5'-3' exonuclease activity; RNA binding.
AUGGCACAGAAACGUGCUUCAAACGGGGCACGGUUGCUGAAGGAAGAAAGCGAUUUGAUGGUCAUACGCCCGCUUGGCGCGGGACAGGAAGUGGGCCGAUCCUGUAUCAUGCUGGAGUUCAAGGGUAAAAAGAUCAUGCUCGACUGCGGCAUCCAUCCGGGGCUGUCCGGGAUGGAUGCGCUGCCGUUCGUUGAUCUGAUCGAUGCAGAUCAGAUUGAUCUGCUGUUCAUCUCUCACUUCCAUCUGGACCACUGUGGCGCAUUACCAUGGUUUCUGCAGAAGACCUCGUUCAAGGGACGAUGCUUUAUGACUCACGCCACCAAAGCCAUCUACCGAUGGAUGCUGUCCGAUUACAUCAAGGUGAGCAACAUUUCCACCGACCAGAUGCUCUAUACCGAGGCCGACCUGGAAGCCAGCAUGGAAAAGAUUGAAACGAUCAAUUUUCACGAGGAACGCGAUAUUCUGGGUGUACGCUUCUGGGCUUACAAUGCAGGUCAUGUGCUUGGUGCCGCUAUGUUCAUGAUCGAAAUUGCAGGCAUCCGAGUGCUGUACACGGGAGACUUUUCUCGGCAGGAAGAUCGGCAUCUAAUGGCGGCAGAAAUUCCGGCUAUGCGACCGGAUGUGCUCAUCACCGAGUCGACGUACGGUACGCACAUUCACGAGAAGCGAGAGGAUCGAGAAAGCAGAUUCACCUCGUUGGUGCAAAAAAUCGUCACCCAAGGUGGUCGGUGUCUGAUCCCGGUGUUUGCGCUGGGCAGAGCGCAAGAGCUGUUGCUCAUAUUGGAUGAAUAUUGGAGCCAAAAUCCCGAUCUACAGGAAAUUCCAAUUUACUACGCUUCGUCGCUAGCGAAGAAAUGUAUGGCCGUGUACCAAACGUACAUCAAUGCCAUGAACGAUAAGAUCCGGCGCCAGAUUGCCAUCAACAAUCCGUUCGUGUUUCGGUACAUCUCGAAUCUGAAAGGAAUCGAUCACUUUGACGAUGUUGGCCCGUGCGUAGUUAUGGCAUCGCCCGGUAUGAUGCAGAGCGGAUUGUCACGGGAGCUGUUCGAAUCGUGGUGUACGGACCCGAAGAAUGGUGUCAUCAUAGCGGGUUACUGUGUGGAGGGCACGCUUGCCAAAACGAUCCUCUUUGAGCCGGAAGAAAUCACCAGCAUGAAUGGACAAAAGUUGCCCCUCAACAUGUCCGUUGAUUACAUUUCGUUCUCGGCGCACACGGACUAUCAGCAGACGAGCGAAUUUAUUCGCCUUCUCCAACCCACCCACGUGGUUCUCGUGCACGGUGAGCAGAAUGAGAUGGGCCGGUUGAAAUCUGCCCUGAUGCGAGAGUAUGAGGCCAAUCCGAAGGUACAAAUCACGUUCCAUAACCCGCGCAACACACAACCGGUGGAGCUUUACUUCCGGGGUGAGAAAACGGCCAAAGUGAUGGGCACGUUGGCUGUCGGUGAACCAGCCGAUUGUCAGCGGUUGAGUGGAGUGCUGGUGAAGCGCGAGUUUAAGUACCACCUGUUGGCUCCAACUGAUCUCUCCAAGUACACCGACAUGAGCAUGUCGAUCGUCACACAGAAGCAGAGCAUUCAUUGGCCUGGAUCGCCGGUUGUGUUGAAGCUGCUGCUGGAGCGUGCCGGCGGACCGGGAUCCGUUGUUGAACAUGCAGUGGCCGAAGGAAGCACAGCAACGGCCCGGUUACGGGUGUGCGAUUGUAUCGAUCUUACGGCAGACGGCAAGAUCGUUACGCUCGAAUGGCAAGCGACACCGGUGAAUGACAUGUACGCGGACAUGGUGAUGGCAUGCUUGCUGCAGUGUGACAUCGCGGGCAGCAGCGUCAUCGGAACUCGGAUGUCCAAGGUGGAUGAAAAGCAUUACCAGGACUGCUUGAUCGAAACGUUGCAGGAACUGUUCGGGGAACAGUCGAUGGAGAAAUUUAUCGAUUCGGACCGGUUGACAGUGACCGUGCGGGGUAAGCGGAUCGUGAUCAACUUGCAGACACAUGAGGUCGAAUGCGACCAGGACGAGCAGCUGUACCAAACCGUGUACAUGACCGUGCGGAAGCUGCGACAAAGCUUGCUAUUGUAG